Molecule: messenger RNA, 1938 nt
Organism: Pieris macdunnoughi
Lineage: Eukaryota; Metazoa; Arthropoda; Insecta; Lepidoptera; Pieridae
Source: the annotation of a GenBank genome assembly
AUGAGCUCGAUGAUGCGUAAGAAAACCCAAGUCUCAUUCGUUAUUCGGGACGAGGAGGAGAAGAGGCAUAAAAACGGUGUAAGCUCACUUCAAUUGGAUCCUGUACAAGGAAGGCUUUAUACCGCCGGUCGAGAUGGCAUCAUUCGCGUAUGGCAUGCUGGGAACGGUUCCCAGGACCGCUACAUUCAAAGCAUGGAGCACCACACGGACUGGGUUAAUGAUAUCGUGCUCUGUUGCGGUGGAAAAAACCUAAUUAGUGCUUCUUCGGAUACCACAGUAAAAGUAUGGAACGCCCCUAAAGGAUUUUGUAUGUCCACGUUAAGGACUCAUAAAGAUUAUGUACGCACGUUGGCAUACGCAAAAGAUAAAGAACAAGUUGCUAGUGCUGGAUUAGACCGAGCUAUUUUUUUAUGGGAUGUUAAUACGUUAACUGCAUUAACUGCUAGCAACAAUACAGUAACUACAUCUAGUCUUGUUGGUAAUAAGGAAUCCAUUUACAGUCUUGCUAUGAAUCCACCUGGGACUAUCCUGGUUAGUGGUUCCACCGAAAAAGUCCUCAGGGUUUGGGAUCCUAGAAAUUGUUCACGUCUUAUGAAAUUAAAAGGACAUGCAGAUAAUGUUAAAGCUUUGGUGGUCAGCAGAGAUGGCACACAAUGUGUGUCAGGUAGCUCUGAUGGUACCAUUAAGUUGUGGUCAUUAUCACAACAGCGGUGUGUGUCCACCAUCCGUGUACAUUCCGAAGCAGUUUGGGCCCUGUUAGCGACUGAAACAUUUAGUCAUAUCAUAUCUGGAGGUCGAGACAGGCUUGUUAUUAUAACAGAGUUAAGAAACCCUGACAACUUUAUGAUUGUCUGUGAAGAAUCAGCACCAGUACUCAAAUUAUGUUUUACAGCAGAUCAACAAGGUGUUUGGGUUUCUACAUCAGAUUCAGACAUAAGAUGUUGGAAACUUCCUCCAGUUAACACAUUAAAUUCAGAAAUGUAUAACCAAAACAAUUACAAUACAAAUAAUGUGUAUCAAACACAACCCUUGCAUCACAUACCAGGUGGACGUGCCAUAAAAAACUAUACAGUACUAAAUGAUAAGAGACACAUUUUGACUAAGGACACAUCAAACAAUGUUGUAUUAUAUGAUGUCUUAAAAGCUUCUAAAAUUGAGGAUUUAGGUGAAAUUGACUAUGACGAAGAAGUUAAGAAACAUUUUAAGAUGGUAUAUGUUCCAAAUUGGUUUAAUGUUGAUUUGAAAACUGGAAUGCUUACAAUACACUUAGGACAAGAUGAGACUGAUUGUUUUAGUGCUUGGGUGAGCGCAAAAGAAGCUGGGUUGACAACAGAGAAUGAUCAAAAGGUUAAUUUUGGAGCUUUACUGUUACAAGCAUUAUUGGAGUAUUGGAAUCAUCCAAAUAGAGUAAAUGAGGGUGGUCAAAAAGUAUUUGGGAAUAAUUUCUUUUCAGUACCACUACAUACACCACUUAUUUUUAGCGAGGUUGGUGGAAGAACAUUGUAUAGGCUUCAGGUUGGUGACGCUGGUGGCGAAACAGAAGGCAACAUUUUGUUAGAGACAGUGCCCUCAUGGGUUGUAGAUGUAGCAAUAGAGAUGGCUGCACCCAAACUAAACAAACUACCAUUUUACUUGCUACCACAUUCCAGUUGUCAAAGCAAACAGGAUAGACAGAAAAAAGAUCGUCUUGUAGCCAAUGAUUUCAUCCAAUGCCGUAAAGUUGCCGAACAUGUUGUGGAAAAAAUCAUUGGUGGUGGAGACGUGAACGGGUCUGGUACAGCCAAGACUGAGGAGAACUCUGACGCACCUGAAGAAAAAGUUGAACUGCUUUGCUGUGAUCAGGUUUUGGAUCCCAACAUGGACCUACGUACAGUACGUCACUUUAUAUGGAAAUCAAACGUAGAGUUCACACUACACUACCGAAUAAUAAAACAAUGA